Hemiscyllium ocellatum (epaulette shark) is the source of this 1412-nucleotide messenger RNA. Its product is annotated as non-histone chromosomal protein HMG-14-like. Lineage: Eukaryota; Metazoa; Chordata; Chondrichthyes; Orectolobiformes; Hemiscylliidae. Bases 188 to 457 code for a protein of 89 amino acids. The record is from RefSeq and is a predicted model, not a curated record. The transcript is spliced from 6 exons.
UGGUUCGAACUAGUUGGUUUGGAUGUAUUAACGUUCCAGACUUGUAUUGUAACAAGGUAGUUGUAUAGGAUCCGGGGUUUGGCAGUGCAACUUGAUGUUGUAGGAGUGCAAUCUGUUUGUGUAUUAGUUAUCUUGCAUCCCAAUUUUUUUAUUACGCAGAAAAAUAUUUUAUACAAAUCCUCCAAACAUGCCUAAGAAGGCGGCCGCUGAUACAGUAAUAGACAAAUCACUACCAGCACCAGGUUAUAUGCAAUUGAGGAAGAGAAGUAUAAAACCAACCAAAGAAAACCCAAAAAAGAAAGCGACUCCUCAAAAAAAAACCAAGGCCAGAGCAGCCAAAGCAAAUCCACCACAAGCUAAUCAAGAAACCACUGAUGAUUCUGUACCUGCAGAAAAUGGUGAACGGAAAAACAAUGAGGCACCCAUUGCUGGAGAGAAUGAAGCCAAGUCAGAAUAACAUCUGUCUUGCCCCUUAUCAUUGGUCGAUGUACCUCUUGUACAAUUCAGAGGAAUAUUUUUAUCAACUAUUUUGUAAAUGCAAGGUUUUAGUAGUUCAAAAAUGGGCAACGCCAUUUUGAAAUAGGAGGGAAUCCCAACACAAUUACACCGUUCUUUCUUCCCUGCCAUCCGUUUUCCAUCUAAAGAAGUUAAUGUGUGUAAAUGUUAAUUUCUUUUAUAUUAAAGAUAAAAUAAUUGUGUACUUGGAUGUUACAGGAAUUUUGCCAUGAAAUCCACAAACACACUGGUGAGAGAUGUUAGUGAGUUUGAAAAUCUGUUUUGAUAAUCCAUGUAACAUUCCAUGGGCAAGGGUGGGACAGUUUAUUAUCCUGACUGUCAUGGACAUUUUAAAAGAACUGAAAAACUGGCUUUUCUCAAAAUAUUUUAGACUUGUUUGUAUGUUAAACAACAAAGGUUUAGGAAACUUGUGUGCCCAUUGUUUGAAAUUUUAAUAGAUAACUUUUGCCUCCAAAUCUGCUUUAGUCAUGGAUUUCCCUCAUAGACUGUGUGGCAAUUUUGUCUGGACAAUAUCUGUGAUAGUAUUUCUUGGACUUCCUUUUUUCUUCUGUGAAACUGCUGUGAAUGGGUUCAGUAAGAUAGCUUUGGGGGUUUAUAGUGUGAUAUGUCAGCAGUAUGAAUAGGUUAAUUACCUACAGAAAGUUCUGACUGCCAUGCGUGCGUAACAAAUGUUAUACAUAUUUGGUCAAUGUUCCCAUAGUUACAUAAGUUUUCAAAACAUCAUGCUGAAAGGUCACUGAAACUUUGGAAUUAUGGUAUUAACAUUUUUAACUACAAGUAUUUUGAAACCUUUCUUCCUAUUUCGGUACAGGUUCUGUGUAGGAUUGUACAGACUGUUCAUAGCUGUAUCUGUGUAAUGGUGAAUUUUAAAAAAAUCAAUAAAAUACAUGGCUUAA